This is a messenger RNA of Paramecium tetraurelia, 708 nucleotides long. RefSeq lists its product as uncharacterized. NCBI's taxonomy places the organism in Eukaryota, Ciliophora, Oligohymenophorea, Peniculida, Parameciidae. The transcript is spliced from 3 exons. The record is from RefSeq and is a predicted model, not a curated record.
AUGAACCCUCGAAUGACCAUGAAUAACAGAGGCUAACAACCUCAAUAGCAAAACGGCCUUAGAAAUGAUUACUAAAGUGUAGUUUAAGGCAUCUAAUCUUUAAUGGGAAUCUCAUUUUCAGCUGUUCAAUUGUGCAUAUUUGGUUCAAUGUUGAUGGAGAAAACUAAGAAAUUAUUGGAAUUCUUUAAAUCGGGAGCUGUCACUUCAAUUAAUAAACUGUUAACAUUGCUCCGAAUCAAGCAAUUUCUUAAAGGGGAAUUGACUAUGACAUAGAUAGGUAAAUCAGUAGUAAACACUAGUACUCAAAUUGGUAAGUAAUGGAUAAUUGCAAUACGAUUGCUUUUGUUAGUUGUCAUUCUAUUGAUUGGUGCGUUGUUGGCACAUAUGAAGAAGAAAAUCAAAGAAAAAUAAGAAAUUGAAGUUGCAUUAAAGUAAUAAGAAAUCGAAGAAGCAGAACAAUAAUAAUAAUUAGAUAAUCAAGUUGACACAUCUCAAUUACCUAUACAAUAAAAUGAUUUCUGGAAUCAUAGUGAAGAAAACACAUCGAAUUAAGAGCAAUAACCUUUAUAAUAACAAUUAUCAAACCCUGUCCCAACAAUUAACUACCUUAAUGAUCUCCCAGGAUUCUCCAAUACCGGUAAUCCAAGUAAGCCAUGGAUGAAAUGAUCAAUUUUAAUAUUUUAAUAUAUAUAUAUUUAUAUCAUAAAU